GUAACAUGUUGCGACCCGCGUGUCCUUCCUGACCAAUUCUUGGGUGGAUUCGGAAUGAAAGUCGGCGAGGUCAGAAACGCUGGCGGACGCGCAAGCGAAGCCCUACGAUCGCUCAUCUGCAUCGAUCAUUUGCUUGGCGUUGGCGCAGUCAUCGUCAUCCACCACACUGACUGCGGACUUACUCACCUCCGGAACGACUUCCUUCACAGUUCCUUGACACAAAAGGCACCUGAAAAUACCGCUGAGAUUGCCAAGAUGGACUUUUUGGAGAUUCUCGAUUUGAAAGCAAGCGUUGUUGAAGAUAUGAAGAUUCUUAAGGACAGUCCCUACCUGAGGAAGGACUUGAAGGUCUACGGAUAUGUCUAUGAUAUCAAGACUGGAAAGCUUCAGGACGUCAAGGAGUAAGAAUGCUUGAAUAUUGGCUCAGAUAUGUUGAAGAGUUGCCUACUCUACAUCUUGAAAAAGGCCAACGUCGGUCUUUAGUAAGAAA
Molecule: messenger RNA, 490 nt
Organism: Trichoderma harzianum CBS 226.95
Lineage: Eukaryota; Fungi; Ascomycota; Sordariomycetes; Hypocreales; Hypocreaceae
Exons: 4
Coding region: 55-405 (116 amino acids)
Molecular function (GO): zinc ion binding; carbonate dehydratase activity
Source: RefSeq, a predicted model, not a curated record